Messenger RNA from Eublepharis macularius, 1463 nucleotides. It is a transcript of the gene NAB2, whose product is annotated as NGFI-A binding protein 2. Gene Ontology annotation, cellular component: nucleus. Gene Ontology annotation, biological process: negative regulation of DNA-templated transcription. Gene Ontology annotation, molecular function: transcription coregulator activity; transcription factor binding. The record is from RefSeq and is a predicted model, not a curated record. NCBI's taxonomy places the organism in Eukaryota, Metazoa, Chordata, Lepidosauria, Squamata, Eublepharidae. The coding region runs from base 41 to 1315 and encodes 424 amino acids. The transcript is spliced from 6 exons.
ACAGCUGCGCCGGGGGACUGCAGCGAGCGAGCUGGUGGCGAUGGCCUUGUCCCUGCCACGCACCUUGGGGGAACUCCAGCUGUAUCGCGUCCUUCAGCGGGCCAAUCUCCUCUCCUACUAUGAGACCUUCAUCCAGCAGGGCGGCGACGACGUGCAGCAGCUGUGUGAGGCCGGGGAGGAGGAGUUCCUAGAGAUCAUGGCGUUGGUUGGCAUGGCAACCAAGCCGCUGCAUGUCCGGCGCCUCCAGAAGGCCUUGCGGGAGUGGGCUACCAAUCCUGGGCUUUUCAACCAGCCAGUGCCCUCCAUACCUGUAAGCAGCAUACCUCUCUUCAAGAUCUCCGAGUCUGGGGGGCGCAAAUCGAUUACCAACGGGCACACCAGUCCGGGAGAGACCCCUGGCAAAACCAGCGGGACCUCCCCUGCCAAGAGUCCCUCAGAGCCAAGAGAGAGGCUUUCCCCCUUGCCAGCCAUUCAGUGGAGCACGGCCGAGUCAGAAGAGGAAGGGGGGGCGUCCUCGCCCGUCGGGCACCCUUUGUCCACGGAACACCUAGACCCAGAACUGGCCCAGGCAGUGUCCGAGAGCGUGGAGCGGCUUUUGCGCAGCUGCGCUCGUGGGGGUGACGCGGAGCUGAGGGCUCUCAUGAAGAUGAACAAGAAGCUGGCCAAAACGGUGGGACAUAUCUUCCGGAUGGACAAUGGCGACCCUCGCAAGGAGGAAGAGAUCCGGCGCCACAGCGCCAUCUAUGGGCGAGGAGAAGCCCGGCGAUGUGAGAGCAAGCAGCUCACGCUGCACGAGCUGACCAUCAACGAGGCUGCGGCCCAGUUCUGCCUGAGGGACCAUUCCCUGCUGCUGCGUCGAGUGGAGCUCUUUUCGCUGUCUCGCCAGGUGGCUCGAGAGAGCAGCUACCUAACCUCGCUGAAGGGAUCCAGACUCCAUCCGGAUGAAGGCGGUGCCGGGCAAGCCAAAAGACUCAAGCAAGAGGUUGCAGAGCACAGCCGCCCGGAUCUUCCCUUGGUCUGUGAACCGUUCCUUCCACAGUACCGUUCCAGUGUAGAGGAAGACACCGCCAGCUUGUCAGGGGAAAGCGUCGACGGACACCCACAAGCCACAGGCUCCUGUCCUCGGCUUACACCGCCGCCCAGUGCUGUGUCUGAAGCAAUGCUGAGCCUCCCACCCCACGGGCUAUGGAGCCGUCAUAUCUUGCAGCAGACACUGAUGGAUGAAGGUCUGCGAUUGGCUCGGCUGGUCUCUCACGAGCGGGCGGGACAGCUCAGCCCGUGCCUGCCAGGCAAGCCUCAGGGGCCAGGUAAGUAACCAUUAUUCCCUCCUGGGUUUCCAGAUGUUGGUGGGCAGCACGGGUCGGGAGCAGCAAAGGGUGAGAGACUCAUGGUUCAGCUGGAUAAAACGAAGAGUGGCCUUUCUUCUGAACGGCCUUCAUUGUUCAAUAAAGGGAAAAACUACC